AUGGAUGUGCCGCGCCCUACCAGCCGCGUCGAGAUCGUCGCUGCGAUGCGACGCGUUCGUUACGAAUUCAAGGCCAGGGGUGUGAAGAAACGCAAGGUGACCGUUGAUGUGUCGACUGAUGGAGUCCGGGUGACCACCAGGACCAACAUUACCGUUGGUAAGACCAAGACGAGCACAAAGCUGUUCGGCCGUGGUAAGACUACAACAACGAUCAAGGAGGACGAGAUUAUGCAUCAUCCCAUCUACCGCAUCUUCUACGUGUCUCAUGACAGUUCCGACUUGAAGAUCUUCUCCUACAUCGCUCGUGAUGGCGCCACCAAUGUCUUCAAGUGCAACGUCUUUAAGAGCAACCGAAAGAUAGAAAAUCGGAGAAAACACGGGGUACAGCACCGCCCUUUUAAGGUGCCUAAAUCACACUACAUUCCCUCGCUGUCUUCGAAGAUAAUCCACUUUAAAACGUACGAACCGAAGAGUAAAUGUGCGGUAACGACCAGAGAGCGGACGGUAGAUGGCGCUGAGAGUGGUCUCAAGCCAAGCGUGCUGUUUAUUAAGAUCGCAGGAGCUCGUAAACGGGCCCAGCAAUAA
This is a messenger RNA of Spodoptera exigua (beet armyworm), 585 nucleotides long. The record is from the annotation of a GenBank genome assembly. NCBI's taxonomy places the organism in Eukaryota, Metazoa, Arthropoda, Insecta, Lepidoptera, Noctuidae.